Messenger RNA from Salvelinus namaycush (lake trout), 3744 nucleotides. Its product is annotated as proline-, glutamic acid- and leucine-rich protein 1-like. The coding region runs from base 7 to 3531 and encodes 1174 amino acids. The transcript has 17 exons. Gene Ontology annotation, cellular component: nucleus. The record is from RefSeq and is a predicted model, not a curated record. Gene Ontology annotation, biological process: rRNA processing. Lineage: Eukaryota; Metazoa; Chordata; Actinopteri; Salmoniformes; Salmonidae.
GGGAAGAUGGCUGUAACAGCGGCUUGGAUGCAUGGCUCCUCCAAUAUGCGGCUAACCGAGGGUCUGGUGUCUGUUCUGAAGGAGCAGCGGCCCGAAUAUUUACCUGCACUUUUAGCGAAUUACCGGGAGCACGGCGUGUUAUCGACACAGAGUACUGGAGCUGUGGGUGGUCUCGUGGGACUCAGCAACGCCAAACUCGGCAACAGCAAAACCAAGUUCGAGGGGCUGUGUCUUCUCUCAGUGCUGGUCAAAGACAGUUCUAGUGAUGUGUUCCAACAACACUGUCUCUCAUGGCUACGGUCCCUACAGCAGGUCAUACAGUCCCAGGACCCCCUCCCGUCCGUCCAGCUAGCGGUGGGUGUCCUCCAGGACCUGCUCCAGUAUUCAUCCCAGCUACCUGAGCUGGCCAGGGAGGUGGGCCUCAACUCUGUCCUGGGGAUCCUCACCUCCCUGCUAGGCCUCAAGUCUGAGUGUCACCUAGCUGCCAUGGAGGGGAUGACUGCAUGUAUGACCUUCUAUCCCCGAGCCUGUGGCUCCCUGAGGGACAAACUGGGUGCCUAUUUCUUAUCCAAAAUGGACAGUGUCAACCCAAAAGUACAAGAGGUAGCAUGUGAGUGUUAUGGUCGUCUGACCUGUUUGGGCGGAGUGGUGGAGAGAGGGGGAGGCGGGCGCAGAGCCGAGGGAUGGACCAAUCAGCUUCACUGCCUGUUGGCCUCGGCCAAUGGCAUACUGGCACAACUCUACCAGGGCUCUGAAUCAGAAGGGACAGUGCAGUAUGAAGGGCCAGGUGUAGAGCUGCCCUACCAUCCUCUGGAUGACUCAGACCCCCUCCUCCUGCUGCAGUUACAACACAGAUACAGAGCUGCCUGCCUGGCUCUCAAACACACACUCAGUGUGGACCCGGCCUCUGCAGUGCGUCUACCUGUACAGCAGGUGCUCAACCUGGUCUGUCGCGCCCUGGCGGUCAGCUCCAAGAGCAUAAAUGUAACAGGUGAUGGGUGUGUGAGGCUGCUGGUGUUGCCUGCCGUACACAAAGACACUCUACAGGUGCUGCACGCUCUCAUCACAGCUUUAGGCAGUGGGUUGGUGCAGUACUCCGGUGUGCUCCAGAGACUGUUCUCUCAGACCCUGUCUGCCUGGACCCCUCUACCUGAAACCAGCCUGGGACAACAGAGAGCAUUCAGUGCAGUGCGUGUGUCCUUGUACCGUACCUUAGAACUCUGGGUAAGAGUGGGAGGAGCCUCAGCCAGUGUCUUGCAAGGAAGCCCCACCCACUCCGAGCUCCUAUUGGCCCACCUGCUGGGUGACAUCACACCAGGGGCGGACUCUGUUAGGCCCUCUAGCUCUCCUCAGCUACGUGAUCUGGUUUCCAGCAAGCCCUGCCCUAAAAGCCGGAAGCCCGGAUUGGCUGUGAGCGACGGGGGCGGAGCCUCUUUCCAGAGGAAAGGAGACUCGCUGGCCAAUCAGGACACCUGCCUGUCUGCACUCAGAGCAUUGAGACAAGUCAUACUGACCAGUGGAUCUCUACUGAAGGAAGAUAUACACAAGCGUCUCCACGAUGUCGUCCUCCCCCUGUGUGUGUGUCUGCAGCAACAGCAUGGCGCUAACUGGAAUGACAGCGGGGCUGGGGGGGUGAGUGGCCAGUAUGGCAGUGCCCCCCCCCGUAGGGAGCUGUACCGUCUGCUACUGGCUCUGGUCCUAGUGCCCGCACCGCGAUGGCCCCCACCCCUCACCUGUACUGUGUCCAUACUCAGCCACGGGAGGAGGGAUAGGAGUCUGAAGGUAUCCUCCUUCUGUACAGAGGCCCUGACCAUAUGCAACUCCCUCCUCCAUCCGCGCACCCCCUCCCUCUCUUUCCCCCUCACCCUCAAACCCACCCCCUCCCAGGCAUCCAACCUCACCCUCCCCACCCUCCUAGGGGGGCCCACCCCCGGACCUCCCUUCCCCAGCUCCCUGGACAACCACCUACCUCUGGUUCUUCCAGGGCUCUCCGGCGGCCAGAGACCCGUUUUCAUCCGUUACAACAAAGAAGAGGCAGAGGAUGUGGAGAUUUCGCUAGAGAGCGAUUCGGACGAUAGCGUGGUCAUCGUGCCACAGAGGAUGCUGAUGUUAGAAAGCCAAGAUGGCACCAGCGCUGCGGCCACUCUUCCCGGGUCUUCCUUAGCACCAGGUGGCGUCACACUCCCCGUGCCCUGUCCAGGGGGCGACCCGGGUGGGGACAUCUCCCUCCCCCUUUCCAACGACCUUCCCUCUACCUCCCUCCCUCACCCUCUCCUCCCCUCCUCCACCCCAAACUCCACCAUCAACUCGUUCCCUCCAGCUCCGCUAGUCUCUCUGGUUCCCCCUCUCAACUCCACCGGUGUGGCCCAACUCGGGGCUGACUCCCUGCCUGGAGCCCAGCUCCAGCAGAUGUUGCUCCAGGGCCAGCCUCCAGCACCAGAUCUCCCCAUACAGGUUCACCAGAACCAGUUAGUCCAGUCCAGCAGAGCCCUACAGCAGCAACAGCAAUCCACUGACGAAGAUCACACUGUCAUUAAUAUCAACAGCUCUGAUGAAGAAGAGGAGGAUGAGCUGGAAGAGGAAGAGGAGGAAGAGAGCGAUUUCCCAGAUGAGGAAGAAUAUGAUGAUGAAGAGCUUGAUGAUUAUGAGGCGGAAGAGGGGGAGGAGAUGGAGGAUGAAGAAGAGGGAGAGAUUCGGCUGUUGGACGGAGAAGGGAGGAGAGGAGGGAUGGAAGGAGAGGUGCUCAGAGGGUUGGCGGAGGAGGGAGGGAUAGGAGGAUUCCGAGUGGAGAACGAGGGGGAAGGAAGGAUAAAGGCUCAGGAGGUGGAGAGCGAGGGGGAAGGAGGGAUAAAGGCUCAGGAGGUGGAGAGCGAGGGGGAAGGAGGGAUAAAGGCUCAGGAGGUGGAGAGUGAGGGGGAAGGAGGGAUAAAGGCUCAGGAGGUAGAGAGCAUCGGAGUGAUGGAGGAAGAGAGAGAGGGAGAGGAGGAUGCCAAUGAAGGAAUGAAUGACCCGACCAUGCCUCAGAUCCUGUGUGUGACGGGCGGAGCUCUGAGAGAGAGGGAGGAGCUAGAUGAGGAAGGGGCCGAGCAUGGGCAGAAAGUGAGGUCAUGGGAGCAGAAGGGAAGCAAUCGGCCGGAGGGAACGUCCUCUUUUGAAGACGGUCCUGCUGCUCAACAACAACAGGAGGCGGAGCCUGCACCGGAAGUGAGGGUGGACGGUGACGAUCAGCCAUCCAAUCAGGAGGGAGAAAUAUCCAAACAGGGCGGCGACAAUACCGGACAGGAUAUGAGGUCAUCAACAGCUCCGAGGGAGACCAAGGGAGAGGGGCCUGAACGAGAGAAAGAAGGAAAAGAGGGAGAGGAUGGGAGAGGGAUGAAGAGGAAGAGAGAGGGAGAGGAGGAAGGAACAGGACAGAGAACAGAGAAGAAAAAGUUGGAUGAAGAAGCGAUGGCGUCCAUGUUAGCCGACUUCGUAGCCUGCCCUCCGGACAAUGUAGAAAAUGUGCCCUCUGCAUCCAACCGCCCAUCCUAAACAAGGCCAGACACGGCUCCAUCACAAUACCAUCAGAACAACUCGAUUUCUAGUCCCUUCCAUAGUCUCACACAUUCUUUCAUUAAACACAUUGAGGCUUGGUUUAGACAGGCACCCCAAUUCUGAUCUUUUUUCCCCACUAAUUUGUCUUUGUUUUAUUUUUAUAUAUUUUUUACACCCAUUUUUCUCCCUAAUUUCACGGUAUCCAAUUGG